AUGGUGUUUUUUAGAAGGAAAUUGAGAACAGCUCAUUUUUUUUUUUUUUUGGUAGGACCCGAUAUUUGUGGAUUUGAUAUCAAGAAAGUUCAUGUUAUUUUACAUUUCAAGAAUCAGUAUCACUCAAACAAGAAAUCAAUCAGGUGUAAGGUUGAUGGCUUUACACACCUCUAUGCUCUGAUUUUAAGACCAGACCUCACUUACGAAGUGAAGAUUGAUGGUCAGUCGAUUGAAUCUGGCGACAUCGAGUAUGACUGGAACUUAACGUCACUUAAGAAGAUGAAGAAGUCCUCUGCAGAGUCCAAGGAUUGGGACCAGGCUGAAGGUGACAAAUCCCAGGACUGGGAGAAGCAUUUUCUGGAUGCCAGUGCCAGCAAGCCAAGCGACUGGAACAGUGAGCUGGAGGGGGACUGGCAGGGGCCGAUGCUGCAGAAGCCUCUGUACCAGGACGGCCUGAAACCAGAGGGUAUAGACAAAGACAUUUGGCUCCACCAGAAGAUGAAAAACAACUAUUUGACAGAAUACGACCUCUCUGAAUUUGAGAACAUUGGUGCCAUUGGACUGGAGCUUUGGCAGGUGAGAUCAGGAACCAUCUUUGAUAACUUCCUGAUCACAGACGAUGAAGAGUAUGCCGAGAAUUUUGGCAAGGCUACUUGGGGGGAAACAAAGAUUCCCACUGGAAAUCCAUUAUAUGAAUCUUAUUAUAAGCAGGUAGACCCGGCAUACACAGGGCGAGUUGGGGCGAGUGAAGCUGCGCUUUUUCUAAAGAAGUCCGGGCUCUCAGACAUUAUCCUUGGGAAGAUAUGGGACUUGGCGGACCCAGAAGGUAAAGGGUUCUUGGACAAACAGGGUUUCUAUGUUGCACUGAGACUAGUGGCCUGUGCACAGAGCGGCCAUGAAGUUACCUUGAGCAAUCUGAAUUUGAACAUGCCACCGCCUAAAUUCCACGAUACCAGCAGCCCUCUGAUGGUCACGCCGCCAUCCGCAGAGGCCCAUUGGGCUGUGAGGGUGGAAGAAAAGGCAAAAUUUGACGGAAUUUUUGAAAGCCUCUUACCCAUCAAUGGUUUGCUCUCUGGAGACAAAGUCAAGCCAGUCCUCAUGAACUCAAAGCUGCCUCUUGAUGUCCUGGGCCGG
Messenger RNA from Leptonychotes weddellii (Weddell seal), 1134 nucleotides. The record is from RefSeq and is a predicted model, not a curated record. Lineage: Eukaryota; Metazoa; Chordata; Mammalia; Carnivora; Phocidae.